AUGCCUCUACGGGAAAUAAUCAAUGCAACAAUAGAUUCCAAAUUUGACGACAAGCUAAAAGAAGAUAUAGUAAACAACCAGUUUGACGCCUUAAAACAAAAGAUGGACGAAUAUAUUGGAGAUAACCGGAACCAAUUGACUGAAGUUAACCAGGACAUUGCUACUUUACGUAAAGAAAUGGAAGCAGUGAAGAAUUUGGCUGAAAAGCUAAAAGGUUUAAUUGCAACAGAGAAUUCUAGAGUUGCUCUUACCGCUUGUCUUCUAGGUGCUAAUUUUCAUACUAAGGCUGGAAAACCUAUAAAAUUUACGAAUAUAAAAACUAGCAUUGGAAUGACCGACUUAUCUGCUUACAAAUCAACCGGAACAUUCAUUUGUACAGUUGCUGGAUUGUACCAUGUUUCUGCGGUUAUGGUGUCAGCGACGAAUAAUGCAGCUAUCCGUAUUUAUAAAAAUAAUGAAGUUAUUAUUACUACAUAUUACGGUAAAACAGAUGGCUAUCCCGAAACUAGCACCAGUGUUUUUGUUAAGAUGUUGGAUGUGGGUGAUGAAAUAACAGUCGGGACAGCUUCCAAUCAGUAUAUUUAUGAACAUUCUUGUUUCACGAUUGUGAAACUAAACUAA
This is a messenger RNA of Mytilus trossulus (common blue mussel), 621 nucleotides long. RefSeq lists its product as uncharacterized. Bases 1 to 621 code for a protein of 206 amino acids. Gene Ontology annotation, molecular function: protein binding. Lineage: Eukaryota; Metazoa; Mollusca; Bivalvia; Mytilida; Mytilidae. The record is from RefSeq and is a predicted model, not a curated record. The transcript has 2 exons.